CUAGACAGCAUGCUCUGAACUCAGUCAUCUUCCGUCCUAUAACUAAAAUGGGAGGGAAACGAAAACGCAAAAACAACACUCAGCAAAAUGCAAAAUCUCCCAAGAGAGCUAGAGGACAACGUACUGUACAUCCGAAGCCAACAAACCAGGGAAAGAACCCCAAGGAACCUGAAAUAUGCCAUCAAGCACAAUCGCUCUUCUUUCAGCUCCCACGAGAGAUUCGAGAAAUGAUAUAUCGAGAGAUCUUCAUCGCGCCAACCACUGUCCACAUCGCCUACGUUGCGGGCAGAAAACGCACGUUCCGCAGCUUUCUCUGCAAGCUUCCAGAAGAGCAACGCAUCGAGAAAGAUCCAGAGAAACGCAACUGCCCACGAUACAAGAUUAAACAUUAUAACUGCUCGCCACGGAUCAAGCGAAACGAUCGUCUACAAGUUGCGUCCUGCCCUAAGCCUGCAGAAAUGCAGUGUACUAGAGCUUUGGCGUUUCUACGAAGCUGCCGGAAAGUAUAUUCCGAGGCAAUCGACAUGCUAUAUCAAGAAAAUGAAUUCUACAUCGAGAAUCCUCGCACCUUACUGGAACUUCCCAAUUAUCUCCCACAAUCUCAACUUCGCCUAUUUCGCCAUUUAUAUCUCGAAUCCCCAGUCUAUGGCGAUUACUCAGCAGAUGACUGUCUUGAACGUUGGGAAGAGGUCGUUGGCGCGCUGAAAAGGCUCGAUAGACUUGAAAGCUUAGUUGUGAUUAUACGGCCUAUGUUCGGACUCACGUGGGAAAGAGAAGGCUUAAUAAAGCCGUUGAAGAAUGCAAACCUUCCAGUUCUAGAUAUAGCCUCCAAGACUCAAGUGCAGAUGAACCCCGUUGGAGGCUUAUGUCCGGGGCUAUGUCCUGUUCAUAAGAGGUCCUCUCUGGUGUCUAACCAGGGGUAGCUGCACGACUCGCCACUCUAGAAUGUUAGCUAUCUCAUUGAAGUUUUCAAAUUUGAAACAGGUCUAGU
Molecule: messenger RNA, 991 nt
Organism: Aspergillus ochraceoroseus IBT 24754
Lineage: Eukaryota; Fungi; Ascomycota; Eurotiomycetes; Eurotiales; Aspergillaceae
Exons: 2
Coding region: 48-923 (291 amino acids)
Source: RefSeq, a predicted model, not a curated record